CUUAACAAGAACUAGAAGACUUUGUGGUGUAUUCGUCGCUUGGUGCUCGGAUGUGUUGAACAAAGUUGACAUUUUGCAGCCAGCUACGUCGCUACCCGAAAGUGUGCAAUUUCAUCGACGUGUUCCUACAUUUGGCCUUGCUUUAGGCAUCGUUCAUGCAGUUGCACAGUUUCCGAUAGGAAAACUGCUGUUCUUGUUUGGGGACGAAGCGCAGCUUUCUCAGGCUUCAGCACAGUUUUCAUCAGCACGGUUUACUCAGGAGCUUUCACGACGAAUGCUGUCGAAUGUACCCGAUAGGGAUGUUGUUGUUGGCGGAGACGUUGGAGCAACAAAAAGUAGCGUAGAUUCUACUUUGACAAAAAAAGUAGAUGCUUCUGCGACAACAACGUCUUCUGAUAGUACGACAACACCAAUAUCUUCGAAGCAGGCAGCACUGAUGUACCAGUUUUGGUCCGAAAUGGUUUGGGAUUUCACGCCUACACCGUACUCUCUAGGCCAUGGCUUCGGCAGUAUAGCGCUCUUCGUGCUCCUUCUGAAUGUUAAGCAGCGACGCACUGAAUGUACAGC
This is a messenger RNA of Amoebophrya sp. A25, 567 nucleotides long. The record is from the annotation of a GenBank genome assembly. Lineage: Eukaryota; Dinophyceae; Syndiniales; Amoebophryaceae.